AUGACUCAAGAAAUGGAACAAUUCGACGUCGCCGUCGUUGGACUCGGCGUCCUUGGAAGCGGUGCAGCCUACUACGCAGCCCAGAAAGGCGCAAAAGUGAUUGGAUUCGAACAAUUCGAGCUCGGUCACGUCCGUGGGGCUUCUCACGACACCUCCCGCAUCGUCCGAACCUCAAAUUUUGCACCUGAAUACGUGGCACUUGCCAAAUCAGCCUACAAGGACUGGGCCGAACUAGAGAAUGUGACCGGGUAUAAGAUGUUAACGACGACCGGUGGGGUUGUUUUCUUCGCACCGGACUCACCUGUUCCUGCGAGCGAUUUUACGAAAAGUCUCGCUGCUCUGAAUGUGCCUUAUGAAACACUCGAUGCGCAAGAGGUCAAGAAGCGCUGGCCUCAGUUUGAUAUUGCCGAUGACGUUGUCACUGUUUAUACGGCUGAUUCGGGCAUUGCUCAUGCCAAUAAGACUGUCAGCACAUUGCAAUCCCUGGCGCGAUCUCAUGGUGCUGUUUUGAAGGACAAUACGCCUGUUCAGCGUGUGACACCUCAGAAGUCGGGUGGUGUUGUUAUUGAGACGCCGAAGGGACGAUUCAGGGUUAAGAAGGUGAUUCUCACUACGGAUGCGUGGAUCAAUAAGCUUCUUGCGCCUCUCUCCGUGCAUAUUCCUGUCUCUGUUAUGCAAGAGCAGGUCACUUAUUAUAAGCCUACCGAUCCAUCUGCCUAUGAGACGGAUAAACUUCCUGUAUGGAUCUGGCAGGGGACUCAUUGUUUCUAUGGGUUUCCUAGCUAUGGCGAGCCGACUAUUAAAGCGGGUCGCGAUUAUUCCAACAACUUUAUGAGUCCUGAGGAGCGGACUUUCGUGCACUCGCCACAGUUACUCGAACAGCUCACGACUUUUAUGGAUGGUUUCAUGCCAGAUAAGGAGCGCACUCCGCUUCGCACGAUUACUUGCCAAUAUACGAUCACUCCCGACCGGAAUUUUAUUAUCAGCCCACUCGAGAGGGAUCCUGAUAUCAUUGUUGGUCUGGGUGCGGCUCAUGCUUUCAAGUUUGCACCUGCGUUUGGUCGUGUUUUGGCUGAGUUGGCUGUCGAUGGUAAGACCAAUGAGGAUAUCUCGAAAUGGGGGAUCCCCAAGGCUGCAACACUCAACAGCAAGCUUUGA
Molecule: messenger RNA, 1158 nt
Organism: Penicillium longicatenatum
Lineage: Eukaryota; Fungi; Ascomycota; Eurotiomycetes; Eurotiales; Aspergillaceae
Product: putative sarcosine oxidase
Exons: 1
Coding region: 1-1158 (385 amino acids)
Molecular function (GO): flavin adenine dinucleotide binding; sarcosine oxidase activity
Source: RefSeq, a predicted model, not a curated record